ACCUGUGUCACCAGUAUAAAAACCAAGUCGGGCAACGUCACAGGAUAAGCGAUCGUGUCUUGGACUGGAACUGAUAGCGAGAGGGAGGUCGUGUCUUGGACUGGAACUGAUAGUGAGGGGGAACUGUUAACGAUGAUGUCUCUUGUAGUCGUCGCUUUCGUUGUGAUUUGUGCAACACUGUCAGGUGGAGCUCCAACAAACCAUACUGCAGCUUAUUGCCAUUCACUGUACAAACGUACCUGUCAAUACCACGUCAACGAGAAACAGAUCUAUUGUGGCAAUGAUGGCAAAAAGUACCACGGCGAAUGUGAGUAUAUGCUUGCAUACUGUGAGCACGAAGUCAAACUCGCCGGCUACGGGGAGAACUGCACCCACAAGAUCCACGUCACACAUCCUAGCCAGCCCCCACCUUCCCAUUUUGAGCUUGGGCUCUAUGGUGCGAUAACCCACGGAAUCGACGACAGACUGAAGGCAGCCAAGGCCAGAAACACCCCUGUAGCUCUUGCCAAGAAGGUGUACACCAAACAGGAUCAUGCUAACAAGGUGUACGUCCGCAACAAGGACUGCUGGGCGUAUGGCCUUGACCUGACCUCCAUCUCACCCUGGAACAGCAACCGGGCAAAUACUGGAACUCUGGUUUCUCCAAGACACGUUUUGUGGUCACGGCUUAGCAGCUUCAAGCUCAACUCAACUGUUAGGUUUGUUGAUCAAAACAACAACGUAGUUGAGCGCCGUGUCGUCACGUCCACUGCUAUACGCAGUCACAGCUUGAGUUUAAUGUUUAGUCAGCACAUCUUGGUGGGUGAACUGGACAGUGAUGUCCCAAGCUCCAUCUCCUUCUCUAAGGUGAUGCCCAGAAACCUGACCCAAUUCCGUGUGCCUUACAAUAUUCACAUUCCAGCCAUGAGCACAUACCAGGAGGAGAAGGUUCUUGUGGACGAUUUCUACUACUACUCUUACUUCAGCGCUGGGCUACGUGUUCCUCUGCCCACCUCCAUCAGACACGACUACUACGAACGCAAGAGUGGCGGUGGCAACCCUACCUUCUUUGUCAUCGACAGCCAGUUGGUUCUGUUGUUUGGAGGUUUGAUCCCCAUCAACUCCUUAUUUCAUCAGAUCAACGAGGUCAUGGCCAAGGAAGGAGGAGGCUACCAGCUGACGGAGAUGGAUCUCAGCAAGUUCCUGGAUAAGGGGCAGUCAUUACCAAUUCUUAUUGGGAAAUAAAUCCUGUAAUAAGUAGAA
Messenger RNA from Haliotis rufescens (red abalone), 1242 nucleotides. RefSeq lists its product as uncharacterized. The record is from RefSeq and is a predicted model, not a curated record. Gene Ontology annotation, molecular function: protein binding. Lineage: Eukaryota; Metazoa; Mollusca; Gastropoda; Lepetellida; Haliotidae. The coding region runs from base 133 to 1224 and encodes 363 amino acids. The transcript has 3 exons.